This is a messenger RNA of Monopterus albus (swamp eel), 5629 nucleotides long. RefSeq names its product zinc finger protein 407 (gene znf407). Gene Ontology annotation, cellular component: nucleus. Bases 520 to 5031 code for a protein of 1503 amino acids. The transcript has 10 exons. Gene Ontology annotation, biological process: regulation of transcription by RNA polymerase II. The record is from RefSeq and is a predicted model, not a curated record. Gene Ontology annotation, molecular function: zinc ion binding; DNA-binding transcription factor activity, RNA polymerase II-specific; sequence-specific DNA binding. NCBI's taxonomy places the organism in Eukaryota, Metazoa, Chordata, Actinopteri, Synbranchiformes, Synbranchidae.
GUAUUUGAUUAAACAAAAAGGUACUAAGUCAAAUUCAUAUACAUGAUGCUCCAUUUGUUUGAGUCGUGUACAAUACAAGGUUGCAAGUUUUUUUUCUGUAAAACAUGACAUUAAACGCAUCACUUCCUGACUAAAUAUGCUGGAAUUACAAUAAUGAACUUCAGCAACAACACCUUUAAAAUGUUAAUUCACCCCUGCCAAGCUGUCAUUCUCCAGUGAGUCAUCGUAUAUCACCAGUGUCCGUCUGUUGCAUUUACUUUAUGUAUAAUGAAUUUGUUUUUCCCCACGGAACUGCAACGCAGCAUGUGACCAAAUCAGCUGAUACAGAAAAAAAGAGAAGGCGCGAGCGGGACGGAAGGCCGUCUUCUCGUAUGACGCAUGGUUCAUGCUACGGUACGCCAUUUGUGUCUAGGAGCAAAAAGCGCGGACAGUGGUGAUAGUCGCAUAACAAGAGGGGUUUGAUCCAGCUUUGAUAGCAAUGGUCAACUUCACUGUUGUAUAAUUUUAGAAGGAUAUGAUAUGAAUAAAACGUUGAUAUCAGGAGAGGAGGCUACUGAGGACAAAGUUUCUGAAAGUGACACCAGUGGGAAGGUGCAGCUGAAUGAUGUGGAAAUGGAGGAAACUAAAAGAGCCUCUCCCAGUAGGACUGCUGAGUCCAGUGAAGCAGAUGAGGAUCUUGCUGAGAAGCUAUGGCCAGACUCUGUAGCUGAAGACCGGGACAAUCUCUGCACAGUUUGUGGCUUCUCAGCCAAAUGCCCGAGAGCACUAAAGAUUCACUAUGCAAGAAAGCACGGAAAGAGCUCAAAGAACACAGACAGAAAUACUAAGCCAAGUGAGAAAAGUGAUGAAGUCUGUGAUGUGAGUCCAGCUGAAAUCCAGCAGGAGGUAGAGAUGGAGACAGAAAGUGGAGUAGAAGUUCAAGAAAACCAGGAGUCUGAUCUUUUAGUAGUAAAAUCUGCAGCCACAAAGAACACACAGAGUUUAACUAAAAAGCAGAGUGUUUUAGACAAACAUCAGGCAGAUCAAGAAGGAGCGAUCCCCACCCAAGAGAGAAGAGUAAGCAAGCGAACUCCAAAACCUAAGAUGAUUUAUUCUUGCAACUACUGUGGGCAAGAAUUUAGGGACAAGGCUCCUCUGGAUGUUCACACUCAGAGAUACCACACCAAAGACACCCCAUAUACAUUUGAUGUUGACGAGAACAUGGGAGAAGAAGAUGAAACUGAGGAUCCUGGCAGCUCUGUGAAGACUACUUCAAUACAAGUGGCACCCAAACGUACAAUCAGCAGGUUCCAGCUGAAGUGCGCAUACUGCGAGUUUAGGGUCAGCACGCCAGAGCUGCUGGAGAGCCACGCUCGAGUCAAACACUUGGACCAGGAGUGGUACCGCUGCAAAUUGUGCAACUUUUUUUCAGCCACAUCUGAAUGGAUGGAAGCUCACCUGUCCUCCGAUAGCCACAUGCAGCUGCAGAAGGGGAAAGACAGUGCAGAAUCUUCCUCAUUUGAAUUCUAUGUCGAGAGCGUGAGCAGAGAUGAUGCUGAUGGUACAAAUAUAAAUGAUAAGGCUCGGGUUGGUGGAGAAAAGGUAGCUAUUUUGGCAGAAGGAGAACAGGAAACUGAAGAGGCAGUUGAGGCUGCCAUAGCGGUGUUGGUUGAGGAGGAAGAUUUAGAGCUUGAACCUCCCAGAAAGAAAAGAGGAAGACCAAAGCAAGGGGCCACAACCACCUGUGGAUACUGUGGCCUGGUAGUGUCCAACGCUACCAACCUCAGCGUUCAUGUUCGCCGCAAGCACAGCAAGGAGUAUGGAUACAGCUGCACCCUGUGCAACUACAGCUGUGUGACCAAAGGAGACAUGGAUCGUCACUGUAUCACGAAGAAACAUGUUAGACGUGCACAAGAGUGUGCAAAUAAGAACUCAGUCAGCAAUGACACAAGUGCAUCACCGCAGGAACCCACAAGUGCACAAGCCCAGGAACCAAAUGCAGCCUCACAUACCAUUAACAAAGAACAGGAAUCUGAGAACCAGGCCUCUAAAGAACACAGCGGAGAAGAGCAAACUCAGACAGACACAAGCCAGAAAAAAAGUAAAUGUGACAGUGUUAAUGCUUGCAGCCGCUGUGAUUUUGUAGCGCAAUCAGUCCCUUCCCUCCAUCUUCACGUCAAGAGAAAGCACACUAAAGACUUUGAGUACGUCUGUCUAGCAUGUAACUACUAUGCUGUAACAAGCAGGGAGAUGCUUCGCCAUGCCAACACAGACAAGCACAAACAGAAAAGCCAGAAAUACCCGGAGCCACUGGAAAGAGAGGGACGACGGGCUUUGUCACUGAAACCGAAGGAGGUCAUCGAGCUUGGUGGGGCAAACUCUAAUCCUGAAGAUGAACCCCCUAGCCCCAUAGAGGAGCCUCGGUCUUGUUCAAAUGACUGUCAGCCUGCGGAAAGUCACAAUACAGCUAAAUCAUCCAUCACUACAGAACCUGGUGAUGAUGUGGUUACUAUGCCUGGCAGUACAGAUGAGAAGCAAACAGAGUGCAUUACCUCUUCCAGUGAUGGUGAACCAGAUCCAGCCAACCCGACUAAUAGACCCACAGUGCUGUCUGAAUCCCAACAGGCUCCAGCAGAUCUUCAGCCUACAGCAAAUCAGUCCAUGCAGCAGAAGAACCAGGAAGAAGGGGAUAAACAAGCGGAGGAUGAGCAUUUAAAUGCAAAAAGUGACAGCUCGCAUUCAGAUACACAAAUGUCCAAAGCCCAUUCCUUUGAUGCCUGCAUUGUAUCCAUAAAGGCCCUUGCUGAACAGGAACAGGCACUGCAGGAGGGCCUGGCUGUGGAAGGUGAAGCUGCUGUGAUUUGUUUGACUGGAGGCUCACCGGUUCCCUCAGAUCUUCUGGCUCCCAGUUCUGCAUAUAUCAAGAAACUGAAACACAAGGACGUGAAGGAAAGGGAGGAAACCAAAGGAAGCAGCUCUCGCAUACGCUGCGAGGACUGUGGCUUCAUGGCUGAUGGCAUCAGUGGCCUCAAUGUCCAUAUCUCAAUGAAGCACCCUUCCAAGGACAGGCAUUUUCACUGCUUGGUGUGCGGCAAGUCGUUCUACACCGAAAGCAACCUGCACCAGCACCUGACCAGCGCCGCCCACCUCCGCAACGAGCAGAACAGUGUGGAAGAGUUGCCCGAAGGGGGAGCGGCCUUCAAGUGUGUGAAAUGCACAGACCGCUUUGAAGCGGAGCAGGAUCUGUUUGUUCACAUUAAGGAGAAACACGAGGAGCUCCUGAGGGAGGUCAACAAGUAUGUGUUGGAGGACACAGAGCAGAUCAACCGUGAGCGUGAGGAGAACCAGGGCAGUGUGUGCAAAUACUGUGGCAAGGUGUGCAAGAGCAGCAACUCCAUGGCCUUCCUGGCACACAUUCGUACACACACAGGAUCUAAGCCCUUCAUGUGUAAGAUCUGCAACUUUGCAACUGCUCAGCUGGGAGACGCCCGGAACCACGUGAAGAGACAUCUUGGCAUGAGAGAGUACAAAUGUGACAUCUGUGGGUGGGCCUUUGUGAUGAAGAAACACCUCAGCACCCACCUAUUGGGAAAACAUGGAGUUGGGCAGCGCAAAGAGAGGAAGUUUGAAUGCGAGCUGUGUGAACGCUCCUUCAGUGAAAAAUGGGCCCUGAACAACCACAUGAAACUGCACAGUGGGGAGAAACCAUAUAAGUGUGCAUGGCCAUCUUGCCACUAUGCCUUCCUCAACCUGUCAGCCAUGAAGGACCACUACAGGACACACACUGGAGAGAAGUCUUACCUCUGUGAUCUGUGUGGUUUUGCGGGAGGCACGAAACACGCCCUCACCAAACACAGACGCCAGCAUACAGGAGAGAGGCCCUUCAGAUGCAAUCUCUGCAACUUCGCCUCCACCACGCAGUCCCACCUAUCGCGGCACAAGCGUGUUCACACGGGGGAGAAACCGUACCGCUGCCCCUGGUGCGACUACAGAUCCAACUGUGCUGAGAACAUCCGGAAGCACAUUCUUCAUACAGGAAAACAUGAGGGCGUGAAGAUGUACAACUGUCCCAAAUGUAGCUACGCCACCAACUCUCCCAUGGAGUUCCGCAACCACCUGAAGGAAAAUCACCUUGACAUUGAGAACCCAGACCUCGCCUACCUACAUGCAGGUAUUGUGUCCAAGUCUUUUGAGUGUCGUCUGAAGGGCCAGGGGGCUGCAUUUGUGGAAGCAGAGUCUGUGGGUUCUCCUGUGGACAUGAAGGAUUCAUCAGAGGCAUCUGGGCUCGAUGAGCAAAUCCAACAGGUCAUCAUCAUCCAGGGCUAUGGUGAGGGGGAGGUGGCCAUUGACCAGGCCCUGGAAGAGUCAGCUGCUGCCACCCUGCAGACGCUGGCCAUGGCCAGCCAGGUGGCUGAGGUGCUGCACAUCACCGAAGACGGACAGAUCAUAGCCUCAGGCAGGGAAGUGGCGGCCGCAGGGGCCCACCUGGCCGGAGGUAGCACCCAGUAUGUGGUGCUGGAGUCAGGGGAGGCCAGGGAGGAGCUGCAGGCUGUGGCUAGAGGAGGGGUGGCAGUUGCAGCUGCAGGACAAGGUCACAUUGUUUCAGAGUCAUCCACAGCUCUGGAUGCUUUGCUCAGCGCUGUGAGUGAAAUGGGCCAUCAGGAGGGAAUGCAGGGAGAGGCAGCUGUUGUUCAAGAGGUCUUGGCUUCUGAGACAUCUGAAGCAGCGCAGAGUGAAGUGCAGUCUGGGGUGAAACAGGAGCAGGAGGAGGUGCAGGUCAUCCAGGAGACAGACCAGGAGGAGAUGCAAGAGGUGCUGCAGCUUGCCGCAUCUCAGAUGAUAAAGGAAGGUCUGACCCAGGUCAUUGUCAAUGAUGAAGGCACCCACUACAUUGUGACAGAGCUGGACAACUGCACCUUACAGGUGGAGGGAGGCGUGUAUGAAGAAACCGCAGCAGGUGAUGGGCAGGUGCAGCAGGCAGAGCAACAAGCAGGAGAAGAGAUGGUGGUCUAUCUGGAUGGAGCUCCUCACAAUAUAGUCCUGGAAGGGUAGAGGAGAAAUGAGAUGACGGCAGGACACUUGUCAUUUGAUUUCAGUUUUUUUGACUAAUUCUUUUGAAGACUGCAUUAGGCCAAUGUUUUCCAGGUCUUCCUCUUCCCUUGUCCCCUUUAAUUUCAUCUUGUUUGAUUCUUUUUACAUCAUUUCUGUUCUUGACUAUCUUCUCUCGGGCUAUGCUAAACUCAGGUUAAAUAUCAUUAUUCGGAGGGACAGUGAAGAAUCGGUUUUGCUGCUGAGUCAAUUUACAAUCCUCAGAACCGCCAACCACUUAGAUUCACGCCAUGCAACUUAAGGAACUGAGUAUCAUUUUGAGUAUAAUAUUUUUAAGAAAGCAUUUAAUAUGCUGAACAUGAAAAGUCUUAAUAUAAAGAAUACAGAAGACUAAUUUGUUCUGUAGAGGUGUGAUACUGUACAUGUGGGAAUCAUUUGUGUAUUACCACCUUAAGUUUAGUUUUGCUAUGAUAGAAUUUUGUUCAUGUGCUGUUGUUCAUUUCUUAGCCUUUUCAGUUGUUUUUCUUUCCAUUGUUUGUGUUUAUUACUAUAUAUGUUCAUUUCCAAAUCAGUAAUUUGUUUUAUUUUGAAAUAUUUACAC